GACUUGAAGGAGAAGAAGGAAGUUGUGGAGGAGACAGAGAAUGGAAGAGACGCACCUGCCAAUGGAAAUGCUAAUGAGGAAAAUGGGGAGCAGGAGGCUGACAAUGAGGUAGAUGAAGAAGAGGAAGAAGGUGGGGAGGAAGAGGAGGAGGAGGAAGAAGGCGACGGUGAGGAAGAGGAUGGAGAUGAAGAUGAGGAAGCUGAGGCUCCUACGGGCAAGCGGGUAGCUGAAGAUGAUGAGGAUGAUGAUGUUGACACCAAGAAGCAGAAGACCGAUGAGGAUGACUAGACAGCAGAAAGGAAAAGCUAAACUUAAGGCCACCGUGACCUAUUCACCCUCCACUUCCCGUCUCAGAAUUUAAACGUGGUCACCUUCGAGUAGAGGAGCAGGCCCCGCCCUUAGCGGGCAGUGCCACCCACAGAUGACAUGCGCUCUCCACCACCCCACCAAAACCACACCAUGAAUUUGCAACAGGGGAGGGAAAAAGAACCAAAACUUCCAAGGCCCUGCUUUUUUUCUUAAAAAUACUUUAAAAGGAAAAUUUGUUUGUAUUUUUUAUUUACAUUUUAUAUUUUUGUACAUAUUGUUAGGGGGGUCAGCCAUUUUUAAUGAUAACGGGUGACCAAACCAGCCUUCAGAGCGUUUUCUGUCCUACUUCUGACCUUACUUGUGGUGUGACCAUGUUCAUUAUAAUCUCAAAGGAGAAAAAAAAAAAAACCUUUAAAA
This is a messenger RNA of Cricetulus griseus (Chinese hamster), 726 nucleotides long. NCBI's taxonomy places the organism in Eukaryota, Metazoa, Chordata, Mammalia, Rodentia, Cricetidae. The record is from RefSeq and is a predicted model, not a curated record.